GAAGCGCGCGCCGACCUGCGGAGCGGCGGCCGGGGGCGCCUGGAUCGCGAAGGCAGGCGCGCGCACACCGGCGGCGGUGCACACAGGUGGGCGACUCCGCCCCGAACCGCCUGAACCGCCCAGCCCGCGGUGCUGGGUCCCAGACGCAGCCGCGCCCCGAGGAGCCGGUCCUCCUCCCGGUCCCCGCCUUCGUCGGAGGGCAGGCGUUGGCGUUGAUCACAAGCGAGAAUGUGUUUACAGGAUGUGAGUUGAGUUCUUGCCACCUUUACCUUCUGAGAGCAUAGUGUGCCUCAUGGGGACAGGUGCAAACACGGAAGGGCAAUAUGAAGCCGGUAAAAAAAAAGAAAACCGAGGAACCCGAGUUGGAGCCCCUGUGCUGCUGUGAGUAUAUAGAUCGGAAUGGGGAAAAGAACCACGUGGCUGCCUGUUUGUGUGAUUGUCAAGACCUCGAUGAAGGCUGUGACAGAUGGCUUACCUGUAAAUCAGUGCGGCCAGAGGCUUGCGAAAGAAUCACAGAUACCAUUUCUGAUCGCCUCCGAAUUCCUUGGCUCAGAGGAGCCAAGAAAGUUAACAUUAGCAUCGUCCCUCCGCUCACGCUUCUGCCGGUUUUCCUCCACGUGGCUUCCUGGCACUUCCUGCUGGGGGUGGUGGUUCUGACCUCCCUUCCCGUGCUGGCGCUCUGGUACUACUACCUCACUCACAGACGGAAAGAGCAGACACUGUUUUUCCUGAGCCUGGGACUGUUCUCACUGGGCUACAUGUACUACGUGUUCCUGCGGGAAGUGGUUCCCAAAGGGCGUGUAGGGCCUGCUCAGCUGGCUCUUCUUACCUGCGGGCUGUUCCUCAUACUCUUAGCCUUGUACCGAGCCAAGAAGGAUCCAGGCUACCUCAGCAAUCCAGCAUGCAAUGACAAAUCCCCAAGCAACAGCCAAAUGGAAUGCCCCAUCAGAAAAGGGCAGGAGAAGACCAAAGGGUUCCCCGGCACAGAAACCUUGGGGAGCCUCAACAACCGCACGCCGAAGGAUGAUGUCAAGGGCUCCUCCAGGGUGGGACUCGACAGCCCUGCCAAGGUGAAGGAGGACUGGUGUGCCAAGUGCCAGCUAGUACGACCCGCCCGGGCAUGGCAUUGCCGGAUAUGUGGUAUCUGUGUUAGAAGAAUGGAUCAUCAUUGUGUCUGGAUAAACAGCUGCGUCGGAGAAUCAAACCAUCAAGCAUUUAUACUUGCCCUUUUGAUCUUCUUGCUCACUUCUGUGUAUGGGAUAUCGCUGACCUUGAACACCAUUUGUAGGGAUAGAAGCCUCUUCACAGCCCUCUUCUACUGUCCUGGAGUUUAUGCAAAUUACAGCUCGGCUCUGUCCUUCACCUGUGUGUGGUACUCCGUGAUCAUCACAGCGGGCAUGGCCUACAUCUUCCUCAUCCAGCUGAUAAACAUCAGCUACAAUGUGACGGAGAGGGAAGUCCAGCAGGCCCUACGGCAGAAGACAGGCCGCCGGCUCCUCUGUGGGCUCAUCGUGGACACAGGCCAGUACAACAGGGGCUUUCUGCGCAACUGGUACCAGUUCUCCACCCUGGGCGCACACACGGUCCACGCCCCUGCCGAGGACAUUGUCUGAAGUGCCUUCCCUGCAGCUCUGAGGGACACCCCUUUCUCUGUCCUUCCGUUUCACACUUCAGUGUCCAGCAGGAUUCACCAUCAUCACCCUCCUCUCAGAGGUCCUGCAGGGCCAUGCUCAGGUAUGAAGAAAGGACUAAAGAAAAGGAGGUUUUUCUUCUGGCUUCAUAACUUAAGGGAUCUGAAUCCUGAAGCUGCAAGAGUAGAGCCAUUUCCAGUCACCUCGCUGAAGCUGCCAAGGAUGUGGAUUACACAUGCACAGGCCAGUAGGAGGAGUUUCUGUCCAUUCAUGUGAGGAAAAGCGUUAGUUCAAAGGACAGUUCCCACCUAGCCCCCUUUCGAUUCUUAAUAGCCAUAUGACCCCUCGCUAGUCACUUUCCCAAGUCUCAGGUUCAUCUGGAUGGGGGCUUCUGCCUGGCUACCUCCGGAGCAGCCGCGAGGGCCACCUGAGGAGGGGCGUGAAAAGCACUCCUGUCCAAUUCAGGCAUUCGAAGGUAUCGGGUGUUAUUAGGGAGUCCCUAAGACUGAAGCCGACUGCUUGUCGAUCAGAAUACUGAAGCCAGUAUUACGAUGUUAUUGAAAUUCUCCUGAAGUGUUAGACCUUGUUCUCACGGGUCAGAGGUGGUAAGAGAUCAAGGCUGGGCGUCUCGUCUUGAGAAGGGCAGCUGACGAAAGGGAUAAUUACUAUCCACGCAGUGUGGCGUGGGCAGAAGUUUAAGUGAUGAGUGUUUAUUAAUGUAUCAUUUUAGGUUUACUGUAAUUCUAACAAAUAUGAAUUUCCUCCUUCUACAUUUCACCUGGUGAGGUGCUAGCACACAGGUGGCUGGAAGGGGAAGAGACUGUCCUGUUAGAAUGUUUUACCCAUUUUCCUGGCUAGGGAGGCUGAUUAAUAUCAAGGGCUUGAUUUUAUUAUUAUUAUUAUUAUUAUUAUUAUUAUUAUUAUUAUUGUGCGUGUAUUUCUAGUGCUAUAGGUUUAUAGCACAAAAUGGGAACUUCCAUCUGGCAUGAACUCUCUCUGGGUGACUGACACUUUCCCAGUCCACACUGUUUCUUGUUCCCCUUCCCUAUUAAAAGUAUCUCUCUAGGAGAGAACAACAGGGUACAUGCGCUUCCCAAUAAUGGACAGAUUGCUGCUUUCUAGCUCUCCCCGAUACCUAACUGUCCCUUCGUGUCUCAGAACUAUAACUUAGGAAAGACUGUAUAUUUCUGGAGAAUGGGCCGUCUUUCGGCCAGCCAUAGAGAUGGGAGAGUCCCAAGAGGAAAACUGCCCCUUGACGUGUUUGGUUUUUACACAUGUACUUUUCUGGGGUCCCAAAGAUCAAAGAUACUUUGGGAGACCUUAAAUUUGCCUUGGCCUUGUGGCUUCAUAGAGGGGAAACAGUGCUGCAUUUCCCCCAUUUGUGCCUGCUGAUAAGUGUGGAGAGGAAAUACCAGGGCCUCUGCAGUCAGCCCUGCUUUGCAGCGAGUGCCACCACCCUGAGGCUGGCCGUUAGCCAGGGCUCUCCUGAGAUCAGGGGCCUCAUUUCAUCCAGGUUUGUCAUUGCUCUCUCCAGAGAGCUGUUGUUUAACAAACAACAGACUCCAUAUUCUACUGGAGUUAGCCAGAGAGAGCCUGGGGGUGUUUGCGGCUUCCACAGCCUAUGCUUGUCCCAGGCCUAGAGUCAGUUAGAAUGAAAGUUGGCUUGGAAACAACUAAUUUCUGUGUGGGUUUUAGGUAAGAGAGAUGGUAGCAAUGUCAGACAGCUUAUGUGGGCAGAAAUUGGUAGUUUUCAUGUCUCUUGAAUGCCAGGUACAUAGCCAAGUCUGAACAUCCAGCUCUGCUAACAUAUAUACAAGUUGUAUAGUCAGAACUUGUAGCCUGCCUCAUCUUCAGCAGCAGUGCUUAUGUGAUGUGAUGGUGAGCGCUACACCAAGACCCAUCACUGGGAGAAAGGAAUGACCACGGCCUUUCUCAGAGUUGGCCACUCAAGGUCAGUUCCCCUCACAUGGAUGGGGGACUCCUUGUCGGCUCUGUGACUCACUGGAAUGAAGAUGCUUCCAUUUCUUUUCUUUUUAGACUUUCUUUUUUCUGUGUGUGUGUCUGU
Molecule: messenger RNA, 3696 nt
Organism: Onychomys torridus (southern grasshopper mouse)
Lineage: Eukaryota; Metazoa; Chordata; Mammalia; Rodentia; Cricetidae
Gene: Zdhhc23
Product: zinc finger DHHC-type palmitoyltransferase 23
Exons: 5
Coding region: 324-1613 (429 amino acids)
Biological process (GO): protein targeting to membrane; peptidyl-L-cysteine S-palmitoylation
Cellular component (GO): endoplasmic reticulum; Golgi apparatus
Molecular function (GO): protein-cysteine S-palmitoyltransferase activity
Source: RefSeq, a predicted model, not a curated record